Messenger RNA from Mugil cephalus (flathead mullet), 1112 nucleotides. RefSeq names its product troponin I type 1a (skeletal, slow) (gene tnni1a). NCBI's taxonomy places the organism in Eukaryota, Metazoa, Chordata, Actinopteri, Mugiliformes, Mugilidae. The transcript has 8 exons. Gene Ontology annotation, biological process: muscle contraction. Gene Ontology annotation, cellular component: troponin complex. Bases 162 to 728 code for a protein of 188 amino acids. The record is from RefSeq and is a predicted model, not a curated record.
AUAGCCUCCACUAACAAAAAAGAAGGGGAGAGCGAGACAAUGGGUGGCGCAGUUAAAUAGGGGGACACCAAAUCUCUGGGCUCAUCUGUGAUCUGUCCAUCCUGCCUCUGCUGUGGUCGCGCCACGUCCUGCCUCUGACACUGUGAGAUCUCAUCUGCAGGAUGCCUGAGCAUAUGCAAGAGAGGAAACCAAAGAUCUCAGCUUCUAGAAAGCUGAUGCUCAAGAGCCUCAUGGUGGCAAAGGCCAAGGAGGAACUGGAGCAGGAGAUCCUCGUCAAAGAGGAGGAGAAAGAGAAGUACCUGGCCGAGAGGUGUUCUUCUCUAAACACCAGCGGACUGAGCGUUUUACAGCUGCAGGAUCUCUGCAGAGAGCUCCAUGCUAAGGUGGAUGUGGUUGACGAGGAGCGGUACGACAUUGAAGCCAAAGUCAUGCUCAACACCCGUGAGAUUAAAGACCUGAACAUCAAGGUGUUGGACCUCAGGGGGAAAUUCAAGAGGCCUAAUCUUCGACGUGUUCGUGUUUCUGCUGACGCCAUCCUCCGCUCGCUGCUGGGCUCCAAGCACAAAGUCUCCAUGGACCUCCGAGCCAAUCUGAAGUCAGUCAAGAAAGAGGACACUGAGAAGAAGAGGCCAGUGGAGGACAGUGACUGGAGGAAGAAUGUGGAGGCCAUGUCGGGGAUGGAGGGAAGGAAGAAGAUGUUCGACGCCGCCAAGGGUCCUGCCCAGUGAAGCCAGAGAGUGUCACAUGACAUCAUAGUUUGUUUUGUUGUUUUUUUUUUUUUUUCAACGCUUUGUAGACCGUGUGCUUUAGUGUAGGAGGGGUGGGGAGGUGUCCUCAUUCCACUGAAAGAGUUUCUUUCUGCCAUGUGGACUUGUUCUCUUAACUGAAUUUUUAAUGCACCUUAACCCCAGAUACUUAGGCUUACAUUAGUAUUUGUACAGAAACACAACCUGCAAAAAAAAAAAAACUAUUACCUUGUGCUGUGUGCCAAUAAAAACUAACUCAAAAAACAUUCUUUGCUUUUCACGUGUGCUGCCAUAUUCAAUGAUGAUCCAUGGCCACAAGUAAAAUCUCAUUUUAUGUGUUUAAAUUAAUAAAAAAAUUACAUCUGA